Messenger RNA from Plectropomus leopardus (leopard coralgrouper), 4008 nucleotides. Lineage: Eukaryota; Metazoa; Chordata; Actinopteri; Perciformes; Serranidae. The record is from RefSeq and is a predicted model, not a curated record.
GGUGCUCUUGAACACAGCCCUUGCAUUUCAGUCCCGGGUAAAUUUCUACCGAUUCAACGUCACGAGUUGUUGUAGUGUUUCUGUGUUUUACGAAUUAAGACACGCUUCAUUAAGCGCGUGUUAUUCUUGCUUUCAUUAAUUUAGAAAGACCGUUUGUUUUAGUUCCUGUUGAAGUAUUGCAGCAGCGUGCAGAGCACCAGUCUGCAUCACGAGCAGAUACACAGGAGGGAUGUCGCGCGGUGAGCUGGAAAAGCUGGACCCGGCUGUAUUCCAGAAGCAGUUGCACAGUCUGAAAUUUAGCAUGGAAGAAGAGGGAGAUAAUAAUAUGUGCAAUGACACUGACUCAGACGCAGCAGAUGGCACUAAGAAGGAUGGUACCAAGUGUACGGUCAAAUGGACUCAGGAAGAGGAUGAAAAUCUCAAAAUCCUGAUUAGCAACUUUGGGAAAAAAGACUGGAAAACCAUUGCCAGCUUUUUACCGGGGCGGACAGAAUUUCACUGUAUGCACCGCUGGAAAAAAUACCUGGAUCCUGACUUAGUCAAGGGCUAUUGGUCGAAGGAGGAAGAUGAAAAGAUAAUGGAGCUGGUAAGCAAGUACGGCACCAAACACUGGUCCAUGAUUGCCAGGCAGCUGAAGGGGCGGUUGGGGAAACAGUGUCGUGAGCGCUGGCACAACCACCUCGACCCGCUGAUCAAUAAGAGCUCCUGGACUCAAGAAGAAGACCUCAUUAUCUACAAAGCCCACUCCAUUCUGGGAAACCGCUGGGCUGAGAUUGCCAAGCUGCUCCCUGGAAGAACAGACAAUUCAGUGAAAAAUCACUGGAACUGCACCAUCAAACGUAAAGCAGAGUUGGGCUCGUUCAGAGACGAUGCUGACAGCAUUUCCCUCGAUAUUCAACAGUUUGUGGAGGGAGAGGUGGACUUCAAGUGUGAUGUUGUAUUAGACACUGAACCAGUAACCCCCAAAGUGAUAAGGCUAGAGAAAGAAAAAAAGCAGGAGUGUCAGAAAGUCAAGCCAAAGAUGGCCGUUCAGCUUCCUCAGACUUCAGCGUCCAUGAGUCCUUCUUUACCCCGCAGUUCGAGCUCCAGUCCCAGUUCUACCUCAGGCGCUGCACCAGUAGCUGCGCCGGUGGACCAGAAAAAGUUUGUCACAGCAGCACUGAGGAUGAUCGCUGAAGACAUGCUGCCACUCAGUUUUGUUGAAGGCGCAGGCUUCCGGUCAUUCAUGAGUACCAUCAGCCCUGAAUGCAACAAGCUAUCCCAGCGUGUCAUGGGCCUACAGCUCUAUGAUGAUGUGGAGAGAGCCAUCAAGCCUCAGCUCAUCCGUGACCUUAAAGCCAGCCUUGCCAAAACCAAAGAUGGUGAGAGUGCCAUUCAUGUCACCCUUGACCUCUGGGCUGGGGGUCAGUCCCAUCCAGCGGAUGAGCCAGUUGUCAUUGUGCAGCUCCACUUUGUCAGUGAUUCCUGGCAGAUCCGCCGUCCCAUUGUGGCCUUCCGUCACCUCAGCCACAAAAACCUCAGCACGGCUGUGGCGAGGGAGCUUGAAGGUGUGCUGCUGAGCUACGGCAUCUUUCCUCAGAGCAUCGGCUACGUCCUCACCAACCAGGCCAAAGGAGCCCUGGCUGGAAACAACUUGUUCUGCGACUACAAGAUCAUGUGCUCGUCAAACAGAGGAGAAUUGGAUGGAGAUGAGUUGGUGACAUUUCUGUCAGACCAGAUGUCUGAAACAGAAUCCCCCUUUUCAGAGCUACAAAUCGGGAAAAGAACCCCGUGCGUGGCCCAAACAUUGCAGCUUGUGAUUAAGGAGGCAUUGAAGAACUCCAGGGUGGUGGAAAACCUGCUCUCGCAGGUCCAUAAUGUGGUAGCUUUUUUUAGGAGCAGCGCAUACUGGAGCGAGGUCUUGUUGAAGGAGUGCAAUGUGUCCUUGUGUCCUUCCACCAGUAACUGUCGCUGGAACUCCAUGAUGUUGUCUUUACGCCGUAUGGUUCAGGAGUCCGCCUGGAGUACCAUCAUGACUCUGCUUGCCCAGGCUCGCAUAGAGGCCAGUGACACAGCCAGCGUCCCGCCUCUGGUCAUGGCUAAGAGGGAGCAAGUGAUUGACAUCCUGGGUCUCCUUGAGCCCUUUGAGGAGGCCUUGCAGGUCCUGCAAGGAAAUGGAGUGACCAUCUCUUUCAUCACACCUUCCCUCAUUGGCCUUGAUAAGACCUUGGAGGGCCUCGUCACCAACUACACCCACUUCAACAAGGCCCUGCGCUCAGGCCUCCAAACACAUUUCCAGUCCCUGAUUCACCAGAAGGACAUGAUACUAGCUGCUGUGCUCGAUCCCAGGAUCAAACUGCAGCCAUUUUCUGAUGCCAAACUGGAGAACCAGACCGGUUUCCUAACGCCCCCAUCAAAGAAUGAGGCUCGCACCAUCGUCGAAACCACAUUAAGAAGCAUGGGAGCCUCAGCAUCUCCUUCCGUAGAGAUAGAUAAAGACCAGACAAGUAAGGAAUUGACAAAAGACCAGGAUGCUGCUGAGGAGAGCCAAGACAGCACGCUGCUGGAGACAUCUGGUGGCAGCUCAGAUGACAACAACUGUGACAGAGUGAAUGGAAAUGACCUCAAGCGCAAAUCCAUCUUCAACUUCCUCCAGCCGCCCGCAAAGACCAUUAAGAUUGCAGAGCUCGAUGCGUACCUGGCAGAACCACUGCUGGAAAGCAACUCCAGUGUGUCUUACUGGAAAAAUGCAACUCGAUUUCCCCUGCUCCAGGGCAUCGCAAAGAAGCUUAUGGCAGUACCGGCCACCUCCGGAGGCUUCGAUCGGCUCUGUCCGAUGGCAGCAUGUAUUAUAAAAGCCAAAAGGAACCGCCUGCCAUCUCACACCACAGAGAGACUGCUUUUAUAUAAAAACUCUUUAAAAACAAAGACUGUUAAAAAGCCCAGCGGGGGUCGCUAAACACUGAUGGGUUCAGUGACAAUUGGUUCUGGUUAUUCUGUCGUCCUCACUUGCUUUAUUGUACUCCACAUGACGCUUCCACACCCACUGUACACUAUUCGUCUCCAGUGAAUUUCUUUGAACACCUGAAUAAACAACCUGAAUAUUGUUUCAACCUUGCAGUAGAAGUCAACAGCAGCAAAAUAUAUUAAAAUUAUAUUGAAAAAGAGGGUAAUCUAUACAAAUUUCUCUUUUGUUGAAAUAACAACAUAAAACACGAUAACAACUAGGUCCUUAUGAGUUGGAUUUGAAUUUUUUUGACUUGGUGAAUCCUACUGGUAGUAUUACAAAGGGCAGUGUGGCAGACACUUAUGUAUACCUUUAUGCCACUGAAUGAUGCUGCAAUAAAAUCUGCAACAAGUGUGAUACGCGUCACAGCUUUACAUCAGCCGGUGUUUCUCCUUGAGCAGAUAUUGGAUAGUUAUUGCUGUACCCUUUGGCAGUUAAAUUACUCUGUGUGCAUGGCUGUUCAGUACCUGGAGCAAAAAGUGACUAAUAUUUUCUAAAAUUUAAGACUACCAGAAUAUGCUCUGUACAUUUAUGUAAUUUUUUUUUCUUGUAAUUUAUUUGUUUUGUACGUUGUACAGCAGGUGCAGAUGAACUGUGUAUUGGGUCACUUUGCAGUGUAUUGAAUGAGAGAUCAUGAGAGAUUGUUCCUUUCAGCAUUUUGUAUAAGCCAUGGUUAUUUUAGUAGUUUUACAAUUUGUAUAUUCGUUUCAUUUGUCAGCUGUGAUUCAGAGUUGCCACAAUACGUUAUUCUUUCCAGAGUCUUGAUGAAUGAAACUGUUUUCGCUCCUAAUUGGAUUACAGUGUCUGAUGGGGGUUGAUGGGAAACGUCUUUUUGCAUCUGAAGCUGACAUUAUUGAACAGGCAGGCUUUUAAACAAACCACAGUUCACAUUGAAUAACAGCUAACUGAUUUUAUUACAGUGAUGUUUGAUCAUAUUGUGGUAGUAAACAUCAUUGUGAAUUUAAGAACUUUUACCUCUUAUGUGUCUACAAGGACAUUUUCAGAGAAUGUACUUGUAUUAA